GCAGCCAACACGGCCACGACAGACGCGCAAGCGUUCAACAGCAGCACCACAAAACUGUGGCUUCAUCCGUUUUGACGUUGUCACCAACGUUCGAGUCUUUUUCUUCGACCAGUUUCUUGCGACACCCAGACACUCACUCGGUUGUUAGCGGCGCUCGCUUUCUCACGGAACACCCGAGUCAAGACCAUUACCUGAUCCGCGACUUCCCUGCCUGAGACUGCCGCCUUACACCCGACCCACUUCGCAAACAGCGAAAGCAGCAGGGCAAUUUCGCCCCGAGCCCAACCUGCCUCCAUGCCUCCUCCGGCGCUUCGUCCGGCAACGGGCCCUGCCUGGCGGGGGGUCGCACCCAAAAUCGCCCGCGCCUCGGCCGCUACGACAUCCGCCGUCCUGCUCUCGCACCGCGAUCUCACCGUUAACGACGCCCAAAAAGUCACCCUCGGCAUCAUUGCGGCUUACGUCGUCGCUAUCGCCCUGCUAUGGAACCUGCCGUAUAUCAAAUGGAUCCUAUGGCCGUUCAAGAUGCUGGUGAUUGCCUUCCACGAGUUCGGCCACGCUUUCGCCUGCGUCCUGACGGGCGGCCGCGUCGAGUCCAUCAGCCUCGACCCGCACGAGGGCGGCGUGACGCACAUGCGCGGCGGUCGCAGCGCCGUGACCCUCCCCGCGGGCUAUCUGGGCUCCUCGCUGAUCGGCGCGCUGCUGACCUUCGCCGGGUUCAACAUCAACGCGAGCAAGGUCGCCAGCAUCGUCGUCGGCGUCUGCUUCCUGCUGACGCUCUGGUGGGGGAGGAGGGACUGGCUGACCAUCCUGACCGUCCUCGCCGCCGUCGGCCUGCUCGUCGCCUGCUGGUUCAUUGCCCACGCCGAAGCGCUCCGCUUCGUCAUCCUUUAUAGCGCUUGGGAUAUCUGCGAUGACCUCAUCCUCCGCAAAGUCAACAGCUCCGACGCCAGCGUCUUUGCCAAGCGCUACGGCGGCUCCUCGCAGUGCUGGGGCGUCAUCUGGUCCAUCAUCUCCCUGGGAUUCAUGGCUGCCGGCAUCGUGGCGGGCAUCGCGGCGUUUCGGCAAUCUGCCUCCCAGCAAAGGGAGGACUCGCAGCACUUUAUCCCUACCAAGUUUUGACGACUCUAUUUCUUUAGCGGGCAUUUACGAGACUUCCUGGUUUAAACGGACGGUGGCUUGACAGGCAAGGUGCAUAUGGGGGGGGGGGGGGGCGCUAUGUUACCCAGGCGUUGGAUUGCGAUUCGGGCAGAUGUAAUGACUUGAUACCCGCGCUGUGCGUUUCCCUGGCGGAUUCGAUGGCUUUUCUUUGUAGGAUAGGCGGCGUGGGCAUGAUGACCA
Thermothelomyces thermophilus ATCC 42464 is the source of this 1338-nucleotide messenger RNA. RefSeq lists its product as uncharacterized. The record is from RefSeq and is a predicted model, not a curated record. The transcript has 4 exons. Bases 295 to 1119 code for a protein of 274 amino acids. NCBI's taxonomy places the organism in Eukaryota, Fungi, Ascomycota, Sordariomycetes, Sordariales, Chaetomiaceae.